AUAUCUCCCGAUGGGUGCAAGUGCAACCAGUGGCGCACGUUGAUCACCACUCCAAACGCCAUGGUGUCCUCUGGCUGCGCCGUCCUGCCACACCCCGCCGGAGUCGCCCCUCGUCGCCGGCAACACGUGCCCGCGCAGGCGUUCUGGGGGCCGGAGAGGAGGCGGCGGCUGAGCUUCGAGGCGCGGCCUCGGUGCCACAAGAUGUACGUUCCCGGCUUUGGAGAGGGCUCGCCAGAGAAAAAGGCGGCGAUCAGUCUGCUCAACUUCUUCAAUUACCUGGCUGUCAGGAUUGUGCUGGCACAGCUUGAGAGUUACAACCGAGAAGCAUAUGUUGAGCUCAAGGAGUUCACAAGCCGCAACUCCGUGAACGACGCUGAUAGCUUCUGCAAAAACCUAAUCCGUGAGUCGCCAAGGCACAAAGCAUUAGCUAUGAGGAUUUUGGAGGUUCGAUCGGCUUAUAUGAAGAAUGAUUUCGAGUGGGACAACUUGAAGAAGCUAUCGUUCAAGAUGGUUGAUGAGGCGAACAUAAAGCUCAUGAGGGACUAUGUCCUGGAGACCAGCCACAUAGAAGACGAAGAGUGAAGAUAUCCCAUGUAUCCUCGGCGCAUCUGCCGUGCAGGUCUCAGUCGAUCCGCACAGGGUCUGAUUAUAUUCUUUUAUUACUAUGUGCAGUUCAAAUCCGUGUAUUUGGGACUGGAAAUGGUCAGAUCACGUGACGACGCCGCUAUGGGGUUACACCACCCUGACACUGAACCAGUGGUUGGGUCAUAUAGAUAACAGUUUGUUGCUUACACGACAUGCUGAAUCAAGCAUUGCUCACUCUGUUUCGCAAUGUAAUGCAUUUUAGUUUUGUCCAGUCAA
Molecule: messenger RNA, 861 nt
Organism: Hordeum vulgare subsp. vulgare (domesticated barley)
Lineage: Eukaryota; Viridiplantae; Streptophyta; Magnoliopsida; Poales; Poaceae
Product: chaperonin-like RBCX protein 1, chloroplastic
Exons: 6
Coding region: 61-582 (173 amino acids)
Biological process (GO): ribulose bisphosphate carboxylase complex assembly
Molecular function (GO): protein folding chaperone
Source: RefSeq, a predicted model, not a curated record